Microsporum canis CBS 113480 is the source of this 3885-nucleotide messenger RNA. Its product is annotated as GTPase activating protein. Gene Ontology annotation, biological process: regulation of GTPase activity. Bases 1 to 3885 code for a protein of 1294 amino acids. The transcript is spliced from 3 exons. The record is from RefSeq and is a predicted model, not a curated record. NCBI's taxonomy places the organism in Eukaryota, Fungi, Ascomycota, Eurotiomycetes, Onygenales, Arthrodermataceae.
AUGGACUCUGAGCGCCAGAACGGCUUUCAGAGGGACCUAGACAUAUACGCACGACCCAUUGAACGCCGCCCUAGCAAAAAAUCUUCCUCCAAGGACCGCCACGGGAUGGUUUAUCCAGACCACUUCGGGGAAACCUCCAUACGGUCCGUCAGCCCUCAGGAGGAGUCGCUCUCCGAUGCACAGAAUCAUUCGCCUGCAUCAGAUGCCGAGUACCUGGCCAGCGCAACCGCCUCCCCUCGAACCACGCUUCGCGGAAAGCCGCGUGAUCGACGGCGUGAGUUCAGCCCCUUCCACGCCGGACAUAAUAAUAAUAAGCCCAAUGACGAUGAUCUCCCCGUGCCAGAUUCGCGAAGUCUAAGAGCCAGGUCGAAAACCACCACCAUGGAAGACCAGAGAGGUGACCUGCCGUCCAGCACCUUUCUGGGCCGGACCAGGAUGAGAUUAGGUUCGCUGACCACCGCUGCUUCGGCCAACAUGGCAUCGGGAUCGCCACAGAGCCCCCGGCCGCCGCUUCAGGACGAAUCGAUUACCUCCAUCGGGUUUCCCUCCAUCAUUCAGUCGCCCGGACCACGCCCUCGUUUUGUCAAAUCACAGUCGGCUCUCUCGCCCGGCCUGCCUCCGUCCAACGCCUCAAGCCCCGGACCCUAUGUAUCUCAAAUGCUGAACCCGGAUUCAUCCAAGAUACUCGAUCUGAUGAAGUCUACUUGCGGUAGAAUGCACGGAAUCCUCUCCUUUCGAAUAUCCGGAUCCCCUUCCUGGACGUCAGGAUACUGUGCCAUUAACGUUGCUGCAGGAAGCCUCAUCUACCAAGCAAAGGGCGAACCCAGCCUGGCAAAGACCCUCAUCCCCGACCUCCGCGGCUGUCGCGUUCGUACCCUCUAUUCUACAGAAAUACAAAGCACAUACCUCAGCGUUUCGACUUACUCCUCCACCCUUAGCGUACAUCUGCGCCCCCAUGUGAAAGAGACCUUUGAUUCCUGGCUUGCUGCCCUCUUGUGCUGGCAACCCAUUCGCCCAAAGGGCGUCCAAAAUAAAAUGACUAAGCCCCAGUCAGUCGCCAUAACUGAACGGCGUCUCGCAGAUCGCCGGAGAAAUUCAGAGAGUACCUUACAGAAAGAAGCAACCAUUAUCAAAGUAGGCAAGAUGUUAUUGUGGGAUAGACAGAGUGCUUCAGGCGUAUGUCCGCCACCGACCCCAAGGCGGAUAUCAACCUUCAAGCAACAACGAGCACUUUCACAUUAUUGGCGGAAGGUGAACUGCACAUUACAAGAGAACGGCCAUAUGAAAAUUGUUACAGAAGCCGGAACAAAUCUUGUAUCUUUCAUACAGCUCUCUCAACUCUCACGAUGUGCCAUUCAGAAACUGGACGCUUCCGUUCUGCAGGACGAGUUCUGCAUAGCUAUAUAUCCUCAGUAUGCUGUUCACGCUGGAAGUGACCACUUGACGCGCCCUGUCUACCUCUCCAUGGAAAGCCGUGUACUGUUCGAAGUGUGGUUCGUCCUGCUCCGGGCGUUUACAAUUCCUGAACUCUAUGGCCCCGAACUGCCCCCCUCAACCGACGAGCUCGGUCGUCCUCAUCCCUUAGCCAUGUCCCAGACAGUCCCAACUACAACGACAGAUAUGUUCCGAAUCGAGCGCCUUCUCAAUGUCCGUGUGAUUGAAGCCAAGAUUUUCCCGCAGGCAAAGGCCGAGCAACCCGAAAAGAGCAAAAAGUCCUCCAAGCAGCAACAAGGCCCUUCUCAGGCCGCCGGGGAUUACUAUGCCGAAGUGCUUCUUGACGGCGAAGUAAGAGGCAAGACCGCGGUGAAGAGCGGCACCUCUUCCCCGUUCUGGCGAGAGGAUUUCACAUUUCAUGACCUACCCCCUGUCCUGUCAAGCGCUACUGUGGUAGUAAAGUCUCUCAAUCCUGUACAGAAAGACUGGACGCUUGUCUCUCGUGGAACUUACACACCCAAUGAUAGUGAUCGCGAGCAUGACCCGUUAACAGUUCUAGGUGACGUAGAAGUAGCCUCCCAAGAUACCACAUUUGGCAGAAUAGACCUUCCUCUGGACAGCCUAGAUGCCGGUAACGGGUCUGAAAAAUGGUGGCAGAUCCUUGAUGAUAACGAUCAGCCAGUUGGCGAAAUGCUGAUGCGUGUCCAACUCGAUGAAACGGUUGUCCUGAUGUCGCAGGAAUACAAAGUCAUGUCCGAACUUCUCCACUCCUUCCCGAACGGCCUCACAGUUCAUCUCGCAGAGCUCGCACCACAGGAGCUCCGGCAACUCUCCGAAAUAUUCCUCGACAUCUUCCAGGUGUCCGGUCAAGCAAGUGAAUGGGUCACUGCGCUCGUCGAAGAUGAAAUCGACGGCCUCCACCGAGAAACAUCUGCCAGUCGCCUUCGCUAUACCAGCCGCAUCCACUCCAAUGACUCCUACGAAUCGGGACAGGAACGAGAAGUGCUUGUCCGUGACCUGGGCCGCUCUGCAACUGUCGAAGCCAAUCUACUUUUCCGUGGAAACUCACUGCUUACCAAGUCCUUAGACAUGCAUAUGCGUCGGCUAGGGAAAGAGUAUCUCGAAGAAACUAUUGGCUCAAGUAUAAGAGAUAUUGAUGAGAGUGAUCCGGACUGUGAAAUUGAUCCAAAUCGUGUCAGCAGGCAAGAAGACCUAGAACGUAAUUGGCGCAAUUUGAUAAUUCUCACAAGUAAUAUGUGGCAGUCAAUUGCCGGGUCAGCUUCGCGAUGUCCACCGGAACUGAGAUAUAUAUUCCGGCAUAUUAGGGCUUGUGCGGAGGACCGGUAUGGUGAUUUCCUCCGUUCUGUUACCUACAGCAGUGUUUCGGGAUUUCUGUUUCUACGGUUCUUUUGCCCUGCAAUCCUGAACCCGAAACUGUUUGGCCUUUUGAAAGAACACCCACGAGCUCGUGCUCAGCGAACAUUGACAUUAGUCGCAAAAGGUCUUCAGGGUCUUGCGAAUUUAACAACGUUUGGAAACAAGGAGCCGUUUAUGGAGCCCAUGAACAAAUUUCUUAUGUCUCAUCGGAAUGAGUUCAAGGAUUUUAUCGAUGCAAUUUGCGCCAUACCCGCCGAGCGCCCACCACAAAUAGUUAACCCCUCAUUCGCAACUCCUAUCCAGAUUCUUGGACGCUUACCUCCAACUUCCCGAGAAGGAUUCCCUAGCUUGCCAUUCCUGAUUGACAAUGCUAGAAGUUUUGCAUGCCUGGCGCGCGUAUGGCUGCAAGCUGCACCAAGUGGUCUUACAGAAAUUCCCGACAUGGACGUGAAUAUUCUCAAGUUCCAUUCGCUAUGUAUUGAAUUGGAGAACCGGACAAAAGAGUCGCUCAACAAGGCGGAGCAGGCGGAACAGCCUAGUGGUAAUCUUGAGGUAAAAUGGGAAGAAAUCGCCGAGCAAGUUGAAAAGUCUGGCACUUUCUAUGAUGAAAGCUCAAGUAAAGCCAACACGCCAAGUAAGGAGUCUGCUAUAACGAACGUCAACUCUACAUCGGCAAGCAACAAUCGAAAUUCGAUCGGCUAUUUCCCUCGCACACCAUAUCUAAAGUCCACCGAGGCCAGCAUUAGCGACGACCCUGAUGACGAUACCCCUUCCAGUGCCACAUCCGCUCCCUGGGAACAAGGUCGCCCAACCUUCACUCAACCAAAAUACUACGCUGAUUCCCGGAAGAGUACUGAGAGCCUACAAAACCCUUCCACCGUCUCAUUAACACAGACGGAGACGCCCAAGAAUCGACAGUCAGGCAUGUCCCGCGACUCAGGGAAAUACCGUCUUUUUGAGUUCGUCGAUAGGACUAGACGGAAAGGAAAGGAGAGAGAAUCGUCACAAUCUCAAGGGGCCACGCACCAGUCGGAUCCAAUCCACGGCUGCACAUUUUCUAGUUCAACUUUUUGA